AUAUGGUGCAGUAUAUGGAGGAUUAGCUAGCUAUACCACCACCUUCCCUUCCAGCCCAUCCUGCCUCCAAUUUACCCUUUAAACCAUUUCUUUUCGCAAACCAAAGCAAAGUUGCAGUUUAGGUAUUUUGAUGUACUGGAAAGGGAACUAAAAAGCACUGAAGGCCUAGAACCUAGUUCCUGUUUCUAAUCUGGACAGUCUCUCAGUCUGUUUCCUCACUCAUAGAACUCAUAAUAAUGGCGCUUUUGGAUACAGGGUUUUUGUGAAAAUCAAGUGAUAGAAUGUGGAUAAGCAUCUGGAGCCUAUUUAAAUUUUUUUUUUUUUUUUUACACUAAAGAAAUACUCCUGACCCUUUUUCUAAGCAGGGAAAAUAGUUUUUAAAUGCUUAUUUUAACUGUGAUUUUCCCCAAGAAUAGGGUUUCCUGUAACACAUUUGUAAGACUUGCAGGCUGAUACGUGGUGAAUUAUGAAUUUUUUAAAUGUAUUUGUUUGAAAGGCGGAGUUUACAAAAAGAGACUGAGAGACAUAUUGAGAUCUCUACCUGUUGGCUUAGUCCUCCGGUUGCCACAGCAGCUGGAGCUGGGCUGAUCUGAAGCCAGGAGCCAAGAGCUUCUUCCAGGUCUCCCAUGUGGAUCUGGCUGCUGCUUUCCCAGGUGCAUUGGCAAGUGGGACAGCUGGGACUGUAGCCAGUGCCUAUAUGGGAGGCCAGGGUUCCAGGAGGUGGCUUUAUCCACCAUGCAGUAAUUCUUUUAAAGCUGGAAGUAUCUUGGGGGAGAUUUCAAAGCACCCCAAAUUUGAUAACUGUCUUGGCUACUUUGAAGAAACUUUUUUGAUGAAAACUGAAACAAAAAACUCGACCAGACCUAAUAGAGUAAAAGCAAGCACAGAAUGUGGCCUGGUGCUGGUGUUGUACCUCUGAUUCCUGUCCAUUCUGAAGGCAUCACCAUCAGAGAGCUGAAUGGCUACCUUGCAUUUUUAUUGAUACUGUCCAUCACAGUAAUUUGUAGCUCACUGGGAGGGAUUUUGUAUGGCUGUAGAACGUUUAGUUUGCAAAGACAUGAAUUUGGGCUUAGGACAGACAUGUUAAAGAAGUUAGUGGCUUUCAUUGGAAGUGAGGCCGAAAAGAAACCCUAAAAUGGAAAUGUGAGAAAUUUUCAAAAAUAUGAGAGACUGGGAAAGAAAAUUAGAAGUAUGGAAAAAAGAAACAUCUGGCUUAUAAAGAUCGUAGGGAUUAUUUUAAGCAUUACUGAGUAGCAUUUUCUGAGUGAAUAAAACUGAAAUUGUUUGUGUUUGUGUAUGUGUUUUGUUUUAUUUUUUUCAGAGGUAGAAAGAGACAUUCAGACGGGGUUGGGGGGUAGGAGAGAGAGAGAGCUAAUGAGAGCACGUUCCUAUCCCCUGCUUAGCUCCCGCAUGCCAGCCCUGGUCAAGUCGGGUCCUGGCUGCAGCCGGGGAUCAGGUGACACCAUGCCCAAGGAGCACCCAAGAUUGUUCCAGAAAAGGGAGAGAGAGAAAAGAUGGGAUCCAGGAAUAACUAAAAGCCAAUAUAUAGGAAAAAAAUCAGUCCAUGUUUAAAAAGACGGUGUAGAAUUUCAGCCAUUAGCUUCCAAAGUUUUCCUUAUUAUUAUCAGGUUACCAGCCUAGCAUAUAUAAAAAUACAAGCCGAGUAGAGCAGUAUUCCUGUCACUCAACCUUGGUGUGUACAGUCAGCGAAGACACAGGGAAACAGUCUGUUCUUACCGAAUUCUUCCCGUGAAAUCAGCCAGCCUUGUGUUUUAUCCGACAGCACUGUUUAUAACUAUGCUGCUGCCUGUACUUACAUGUCAAAUUUGAAAACCAGCUUAAUUUCAAACUAUUGUUCUUAAAUCCUAAAUCCUUCAACAUUUUUGGUUAAGUAAUAUCCAUAUUUUAUUUGAAACACGUAUGUGCACAUGUACACACAACUGUGAAGACAGUAGAGCACGUAAUUUCUCUGUGCUUUCUGGGAAGAUGGUUUCAUUGAGUUCUUGUUUCCUGUUUAAAGGAUUAUGAUUUGCUUUUGUAAACUGUGGAAUGAUGAAGGGCAGAGUAAAUAUUUCAAAUAAUCUUCGUGUAUGUGUUUUAAAAAUCUCAUUCUGACAGUUUUUAUGGGAGCAGGCUUUCUGAAUAGCUGCCUUAAAAAUUAAGUGAAAACUCAUUAGUGGCAAAUUACAUGGAAUGAUUUUAAGCCCCAGGAGACCGACUCUAUAUACAUAUUGAAUAGUCAUUUGUUCCCAGUUUGUUGUAAAUAUAGCCAAUUAAAUUCAUUAUUAAGUAGGAAAACUGAGUUGCAUUUGUUGUAGAAUUGGCAAAGUGCCCUGAAAUUUUAACAAUUGACAUUUGAAAUCAUGUGUAAUAAUUUCGGAACAUCUGGCAGCUAAUGAGAUUAUAGAUUUUUGAUUAGUUUUAUCCACUGUUUCAUCCCUUUGCUCUUUUUGUUGUGUGUGUCUGAACAGAAUUAAGAAGAAGGGGCUUUUACCAUCACAGCAGAUGAAGAGCCACUGGUGAAUCCAUCAGGAUUUCUGACCUGCUCUCCCAAGAAAAGGAGCGGAAAGAAUGUCGGAGCGGGCCGCGGAUGACGUCAGGGGGGAGCCGCGCCGCGCGGCGGGCGGAGCAGCGGCCGCCCGGCAGCAGCAGCAGCAGCAGCAGCCGCCUCUGCAGCCUCCGCAGCCCCAGCGGCAGCAGCCGCCGCCACGGCGCCUGCGGCCGGAGGACGGCGGCCCCGGCGCCGCCUCCACCUCGGCCGCCGCAAUGGCGACGGUUGGCGAACGCAGGCCCUUGCCCAGUCCUGAAGCGAUGCUGGGGCAGUCGUGGAAUCUGUGGGUCGAGGCUUCCAAACUUCCAGGGAAAGAUGGGACGGAAUUGGAAGAAAGUUUCAAGGAGUUUGGGAAAAACCGCGAAGUCAUGGGGCUCUGCCGGGAAGACAUGCCAAUAUUUGGUCUCUGUCCAGCCCAUGAUGAUUUCUACUUGGUGGUGUGUAACGACUGUAAUCAGGUUGUCAAACCACAGGCAUUUCAAUCACAUUAUGAAAGAAGACACAGUUCCUCCAACAAGCCUUCUCUGGCCGUUCCUCCCACUUCAGUAUUUUCCUUCUUCCCUUCUCUGUCCAAAAGCAAAGGAGGCAGUGCAAGUGGAAGCAGCCGUUCUUCCAGUGGAGGUGUUCUCAGUGCAUCCUCAUCAAGUUCCAAGUUGUUGAAAUCACCCAAAGAGAAACUGCAGCUCAGGGGGAACACCAGGCCAAUGCAUCCCAUGCAGCAAAGUAGACCCCCCCAUGGUAGAAUCAUGACGCCCUCUGUGAAAGUGGAAAAGAUUCAUCCCAAGAUGGAUGGCACACUACUGAAGCCUGCAGUGGGGCCCGCAUGUCCUGCUACUGUGAGUUCCUCAGUCAAGCCUGGCCUUAACUGCCCCUCAAUACCAAAGCCAACCUUGCCUUCACCUGGACAGAUUCUGAAUGGCAAAGGGCUUCCUGCAUCACCUGCUCUGGAAAAGAAAUCUGAAGAUACUUCCAAUAACCGAAAAUUUUUAAAUAAGAGAUUAUCAGAAAGAGAGUUUGAUCCUGACAUCCACUGUGGGGUCAUUGAUCUCGACACCAAGAAGCCCUGUACCCGGUCUUUGACAUGCAAGACACAUUCCUUAACGCAGCGGAGGGCUGUCCAGGGUAGAAGAAAACGAUUCGAUGUGUUAUUAGCCGAGCACAAAAACAAAACCAGGGAAAAGGAAUCGAUUCGCCAUCCGGACUCUCUGCAACCACCGCAGCCUCUCAGGGACCCGCAUCCCGCCCCUCCCAGACCGUCGCAGGAGCCACACCAAAACCCUCACGCCGUGAUUCCUUCCGAAUCAAAGCCUUUCGUAGCUAGUAAACCUAAACCUCACACCCCCAGUCUUCCAAGGCCUCCAGGCUGCCCUGCUCAGCAAGGGGGGAGUGCCCCCGUUGACCCCCCUCCAGUCCUUGAGUCUCCACACCCUCCCCUGCCUGCCACUGAGCCAGCUUCUCGGUUAUCCAGUGAGGAGGGCGAAGGCGAUGACAAAGAAGAGUCUGUUGAGAAACUGGACUGUCACUAUUCAGGUCAUCAUCCUCAGCCAGCAUCUUUUUGCACAUUUGGGAGCCGGCAGAUUGGAAGAGGUUAUUACGUGUUUGACUCCAGGUGGAACCGGCUGCGCUGCGCCCUCAACCUCAUGGUGGAGAAGCAUCUGAAUGCGCAGCUGUGGAGGAAAAUUCCACCAGUGCCCAACAAUACCACAUCACCCAUCUCCACACGUGUUCCUCACCGGACAAAUUCUGUGCCGACAUCCCAGGGCGGAGUCAGCUAUCUUACAGCAGCCACCGUCUCUACAUCCCCAGUUCUUGUCUCGUCCACCUGCAUCUCCCCCAGCGGCAAAUCGGUACCGGCCCACGGAACCACCCUGAACGCGCAGCCCGCCACCUCGGGAGCUGUGGACCCUGUGGCGUGCAGCAUGCAGUCCAGACAGGUGUCGUCGUCAUCGUCGUCCCCUGCCACUCCCUCUGGCCUCUCCUCAGUCCCUUCCUCCCCCAUGUCCAGGAAACCUCAGAAGUUGAAAUCCAGCAAGUCUUUAAGGCCCAAGGAGCCUCCUGGUAACAACACUAACUGUCACAAUGCCAGUAGUAGUACCAGUGGCGGCUCAGGAAAGAAACGCAAAAACAUUGCCCCUCUCUUAGUUCACCCCUCCUCCUCCACUUCCUCCUCUUCUUCUCAUUCCAUGGAGUCUUUUAGGAAAAACUGUGUGGCUCACCCUGGGCCUCCAUACCCUUCAGCGGUAAUGUCUUCUCAUAGCAGUGGCCUCAACUGUGUGACGAACAAAGCCAACUCAGUGAGCGUCCGGCACGACCAGUCAGGGAGGGGGCCCCCAGGUGGGAGCUCUGCCGAAUCUAUCAAGAGGAUGAGUGUGAUGGUGAACAGCGGGGAUUCCACUCUUUCUCUUGGUCCAUUCGUUCACCAGUCCAGCGAACUGCCCGUCAACUCCCAUGGCGGUUUCCCACACUCACACACUCCUCUAGACAAGCUCAUGGGAAAGAAGAGAAAGUGCUCCCCCGGCUCCAGCAGCGUCAGCAACAGCAGCAAGCCCACAAAGGUUGCCAAACUGCCGGCCGUGAACAACGUCCACAUGAAACACACAGGCAGCAUCCCAGGGGCGCAAGGCCUGACGAACAGUUCCCUUCUGCAUCAGCCAAAGGCACGUCCCUGACAACUGACAGUGUCACUGGGAGGACUAAUCCGGACCCUUUUGAGGACAAGUUACACCUUCACUCAGCACUCUGGACUCCACGAUGCCUUUGAGUGUGUUUGCCCAGCCUCCCGUGGGCCUCAAGGGUAGCAGCCUGUCGGGCUGGCGUUUUCAUGAGGAUUUCCCUGAAGCUAUGUCUGUAGCAGUGAGUACUCACAAAGGACACUGGAUCAGGUUCAGCCACCGAAUUGCUAAUGUCAGUGUUAAAGUGGUCUGGACUGCUUGCUACCAAUCUGUGAGAGUUUUUGUUCUUGUUUUGUUUUUUUAACUUAUCAUGGAGCCACUCUUUGAUUGGCCAGGCAGAAGAAUGUUUUGGCAAGAGCGUUACUGUAGACUUUCCUCUCUCUUCCCUUUCCUGCCAGGGUUUUUGUUUGUCUGUCUGUCUGUUUUUGGUUUUUUUUUUUUGUUUUUUUUUUUUUUUUUUUGGUUUUUGUUGUUGUUGUUACUAUUUGUUUUACACCCUGUCUUGUGUAGGUCACUCCCUCUCCAGCAGUCAGGCUUCUUCCCAAGGGACUGGAGACCUCCCAGAAGAUAGCAAACUGCAGAGCAGCCCUCCAGCAAAGGGAACUUGGCUUUAGAUUUCCAUAAUGAUGUUCUGGGAGUGGAAUAUGGACAUUAGUGCCAGGCACCAUGAUGAAAAUAGCCUAGCAUCUCAUGUGGAAUCCGGCAUAGGUUUUCCGAAGUUGUGGACUUAAAAAUAAUUUGAAGCCAUUGUUGACCAGACAGCAAGUAUACACAUUUUAGAGGCUUACUUUUCAUAGAACAAGAGCGUUUCUGUGUGAUUUCAACAAAACAAAAACAAAUAUUGGAAAGCCAAAUCAGGGUGGGGGGAAGGGUGGGUGGGUUGUUGGGAAAGGUAAAAUUCCAAAGAUGGAAUUUUCUUAUCCUAUAAGUUCUGGUGUUCAACAGUAUGUCAGAUUGGGUUGGUUGUCCCACUCAGUUUGCUUUUUAAAAAUUGCCUUUUAAAAUGAAAUUAUUAGGAUGGACUUCAGUGUUUGCAAGGCACUCUCCACGUUCCCGUUUCCCUCUGUGGAUGCUGUCCGGGAUGAGGUGUCACCCGUGCUUGUAGCCUGCGUGUCAUGCCACGUGUGUCCACACCUCUGCCACCCCGGGCCACUGUGGAUGCUUGCUUGGGCAGUUGGGGUGGGUGGGAGCAAAGCACUGAGGGCAGGGGUUGGAGAAUGUGUGUGGGGGCCUCUGGAGGUUCCCUGUGGUGUGCUUAGUAUCCCCUUGAUAUCCAUCCCUCCUCUCUUGGGGUUAAUGCCAGCCAUCUUCCUGAGAGAGUUCUGGAAUCCUCUAGGAUGUUUUAUUCUGAUAUCUUGUCCAAACAGCACUGCUUAAGAAGGUGUCGUUGGCUUUGGAGGGUGUGCUGGGGCCUUUUUACAUGUGAUGCUACCAUCCCCGCACAUGAACCCAGAACCAAACACUUUGGCCCAGAACACACAAAGCUGCCGAACACAGGGUAAAAUUUCCAAGGCCCGGCUCAUUGCCCUGGCCAGGACCCAGACAGAGCCAGUGAGUGCGUGCAUCCUUUAUCCCAUAUGAUUCCUAGGUUACAAACUUCAGUUUCAGGGAAUUUCAAGUUAACAACAGGUAAAAUGAAUAAAUACUACGUUACCAGCCUAAUAAUGUGAAUUACUAUGGGAUUAUUAUUGUUAUGUAAGAAAACAAAAAAAACUUUAUGCAGAUACUUUAGCUAUAAAUUGAUGUAAAAUAACUGAUUUUUUUUUAAAGGAAGGGGAGAACAGUAUCCUGUUCACUUGUUAUGCAAUCAAUCAGUAAAUGUUUUUAAAAUGAUACAAAUAGGAAAGUUGAGUAAGGAGAGAACAUGGAUGGAACAGUUAGGAAAAUCAACCUGCUGGUCCCAUCCUGAUUGGGUAGGAGAGAGGGGAGGUCAAGAGGGAAUCAGAACGUACCUGGGUGAUUCCUUGGUGACAAGUGCAAUGGGGUGUGGGUAGAAUUUAUUUUCAGAGCCAAGGGGACUUGAUGGUUAAAAAGUUGCUUUUAGCGAUGGAUUUUAUAAACAGAUCAUGUUGUUCCGAGAGAUGUGAAUAGGAUCCACAAUAGCAAGUUGAUUCAGAAUAAUGUAGAUAUUUAGAUUAGUGAGUGGUGAUCAUUUAAUUUCUAAGAUUUAAGGUUUUAAUUGAAUUUCAUUAUGUCUCCCGGUAACACACCGAGCAUCGGGAUUAGGAAAUUAGCCAUUUUGGAUUCUGCCUGCCACAAACAGACAUAUUCUAAACAGUGCUAUUAAAUUUUAGACUGUUGAAAUAUUUUAUUUUCUCCUACAACUUUUUAUUAUGAUGAACAGUUAAGACCAUUUAAAACACGGGAGUACACGUAUUUUUUUGAAUUAAAUUAACUUGCAAAAACCAAAUUUGCAGUGGUUGGGAUGUUUCUAGACAGACUUUGGUAUCAAUUAAAACCAAGAUAAUUUUUAUAUCCUUUCCAAUAGAAUUUCAUGACAACUUCUGCAGUUUUCUUAACCUACAAAAAAAAAGUGCUGCAAUGAUGAACAAAGAAUUAUACAAAACCUACUUUUGUAUCUUUAUUUUGGAAUUUCUUGUUCUAUUAUAAAUACGGAAGUAUCCCUAUUUCAGAAGACAUAUUUUGUUAAAAAUGAAUUGUACAUAUUUAAAUAUGUAUUUUUGCACAGGUCUUUUUUUCUGAUAUCCUGUUUUGGUACAAUUGAGAUCAUCUAGUAUUUAUUUAUUAAUUAAUAAAAGUAAAUACCUUUUUAUAAUUUGAAGUGGUUCACUGCCAAGCCAAUAGUUCUAGAACCUGCCUCCUUUGCAGUUGAAGGGAUGCCUCUGUGCUGUGGAAGUGUCUGUCCCUUUUCGCGUCUCGGGAGUGGAUUCAUCCAGAUGAAGUGGGCAUUGCGUCUCCCUAGCUUCCUGAUUUCCCAAUAGACUACAUGUAACUAAGUGACACACUGCUUUUCUUUUUGUUAGUGUUUUAUGUGAGCGUGUGUGUGUGCACGCCUGGGUGUGUGUGCAUGUGCCCGUGUGCACCGAGCACAUGUGUGUGAGUAUGUGAUGUGGUUUUAAACUAAUGGAAAAAACUGAAAGUGCCUGAACCUAGUUUUAAGCUUAGACAGAUACUCUUUAAAAAGACUUGAAUGUUCAGUUGAACUUUUGGAGUUUGCUUUUUCCACCUAAAUAUUGUUUCUAGACUUUUAAGGGAAGAGUUGAAAACCACCAAUGCUGGUAAUUUUCUAAGGCAUUUUAAAAUCAAGACCUUUUGGGUCACAGUAAUUGAGCUGUUGACAGAUUGCCCAGUGGCACCAAGGGUUACAAAUCUUUGUGUCUGCCAGCAACUUAUAUGAUGUGUCUGUUUUGUUACUCACGCAUGAAAUAGUUUAAAAUAAAAUAUUUAAAAUAUUUUAUAUUCCAAAAAUGUAAUGCAAAGAAGUACCUCUGAGAACAAUGAAAAAAAAAAGUGUAAUUUGAAAAACGUGACUUACUAAGGCAGCUGUCUUCCUGCGAGAGAGUUUUGUUGCCAAGGAAUUUCUUAACGUCUCUCAUUGUGUCCUGGGUGGAGAACAUGGUGGGCUUCGGAAACUGAUGGUAGAAGUUUUGUUUGCUGUUUAACAGAAAAUAAUCAUUUUUACAUUUUGUGCAAAACAUUUUAUGUUUUCAGAUCAUUUAAAUGAGCACUACAUACUGUCAGUGUGAAUGUAGGGCUGGACAGCAUUCUGCUACGUUUUUUUGAGCUUGGUUCUAAAAGCAAUCUCCUGUGUUAAAAUGUGUGAGUAGUUUGAUGAUUUGUACACAUAAUCAAGAGCAUCUCAGCUGGACUUGUGUUGGCUGCUGUAUAGAACAAGAACAAAUGUCAAGGGAUAGAAAAUUACUUUGGAUAUUUAAAAGAGAAGAAAUAUAUAGUCUAUUUGUUUUGUAACAAGUUUCUGUAAAUAAAAUAAUUUAUACUAUUUAUAAGAAAAAGUUGUGCUUUGCUUUAUGAGAAAUUAGUUUGUGGAACAACAUGUUACUAAACGGGCAAUAAAAUUAGGACUUCUCAAUAAAUAAGGUUGGCUGCAUGAACUAUGUGACAUGUUUCUGCCUCGUGAUCCUGAACCGACCAGCCUUGGGAGGGACCUUCACUGCAGCCUCCCCACCGUGCCCGGGAAGAUCGCCGCUCCCGGGCAGGAAGCCUGGCAGCCUGGCCCUGGGUGCGCUAGUGGCCGAGUCAACAGUAAGCGCUGCUGUGUCCUGGCUCCGCAGGUUGGUGAGGGAGACUGCGGGGAGGAGACACUAGAGGAACAGCCGAUUCUUUUUGAACUUCCUUAUGUCUAAGUUGGAUGACAUAUGGUCGGCUUGGUUGGAGGGAAAGGUUUUAAUCCCGAGCUUGUCUGCCCUCUGCCUGGCUUACACAUACGUCCCUUACUGGAAAGGCCAACCACAUUUCAGUCAUACUCAGCGUACAGUAAAAUCUCAUGUUUCCAAGGAUGGCCAGUUUUGCUAUUUGCUAGUCAGUUGUUCUGGUAAAUUCAUGAAAAUCUGGUUUGAAGUGAAAGGAGCAAGUGCUUUGUGUGUUGGCGCGUGGAUGUCAGGUGACGGUGCAAGCGUGAGCAGUGUCCUGUGAGCAGUGCCCAGCUUGGCUGGUCUCUCGCCCGCAGGGAAAAGCUCCCUGCUCACUGUCCCAGCGUAGUGACACGGUCCCUGACAGGUCACCCGGCUCUGGAGAGUGAGACUAGCUCAAGGAAGGGGGCUGGGGCUGGGCCAACAGGAUUGCUCCCAGCAGAAAGGCCAAGGGAAAGUCAUUGUAGGGCCGGCAGGUGGGGGAUGGGCUGCUUGAAUAUUUACAAAUUAUCUGGGAGCCCUACAGGAUUAACCAUUAGAAAGUAGCCUAAACUAAUGAAUUUUGAGUCCUGCCUGCAGUUGCCUGAAGUGGCAGGAUCAGACCACAUUUCACAGGUUUUAUGUAGCCUGUGAGCCACAAGUUCCCCACCACUGUCCUACACAGAGAACAUAAACAAGGGGCACACAGGAGUCAAGAAAUGGACAGGAGGAGCAAUUCGUCUUGCAUGAAGAAGUUGGUGUUGGUUUAUCCAGGACCUUGAGUUUUAUGGAACCUGGAGACUGGAAAAUCACAGGUACACAGAAGUGUUUUUCUUGGAUCUUCACUCUUUCACCUCAAAACAUUUGCUUUCACUCCCCUUUGUCUAAUCCUCAUCAAGAAAGUUGUCUCUGAAUCAAGCCUCAGGCCCUGGCCCUUCUCCUUUUUCUCUUGUAGUUCCUCCUGCCCCUAUUGCUGGUGGCAAUAAAGGAACCCAGCCGUAAUUUGUGGUACUUGUUAGACUCAUGUCCCACAACCAAAGCUGUUGGUCCCUUGGGGGUGGGCAGGGUGUGAGACUGUCAGCCAAAAGAAACAUUUUAAGGGAAAGGGAAGAACCCAACACUUAAAAUUAUGAUCUCCUUCCCAUAGGCCCCUCCAGUAAUAAGUGCGGAUAACAACAGGAUGGCCAGCUGAGACCGGCGGAAUGAAAGCGUGACGAAACCUGUACAUUUUCCAGGUAAGUUACUGGUUUCCAGGCGAUGCCUUAGACUAUGGGGGCAGAGAGGACCAGUUGCAAAAAUCACUUAAAGGUAAAACCCACAGGCCUGGAGCUGAGGUAAAAGGCUAAGGGGUCUGAGAAUCUACAGAUGUGAGGUUGGCUGAAGAGAGCUUCCCAUGAGUUAUGUGGUAAGAGCGACGAGUGGCCAGGGCAAGAUCCAGGCUGAGUUCUAGGAGGUAGGUUCAAGGUAUAUUGCAGGCCCUGGAGUUUUUCUUGCACUUUAGAUGAUGAGUUGGGGGGCUGACCUGGAAAAAACACGUGUGUAUUAGACUCACCUUGUGAAGUACCUCACAGGCUGGCUGCUGUGCCAAGAGCUUGAUUGCUUACGCUCAGCAAGCCCUUGCCUUUGGAGGUUAUUUUGUCCCUGGUGAUACCGAUGUGGAACUUGGAAGGACUCUCAGAGUGAUUAUCUAGCCAGUAGUUGGCAGAACCGAGCUAUGAACUACUGAAUUCAAGACUUGAAACUGUGGCUCCUAAUCAUUUUAUUGUAUGUAUGUAUAUAUAUUUUGGGUCACAGACUCCAAGAAUCAUGUGAAAGAAGUUACCAAUCAUACCCUACGGAGGCCCGGCAUGCCACACCUCUUAGUCCAUUUCCAUGUGUGGAGGCUCAUGUCCAGAGUUAGGGUUAGAGUUAGGCUCAUGUCCAGAGACUGGAGAAAGGCAAGCCCAGGACAAACUCCUGCACACAGUGCCGGUGUUCCAGU
Molecule: messenger RNA, 11514 nt
Organism: Ochotona curzoniae (black-lipped pika)
Lineage: Eukaryota; Metazoa; Chordata; Mammalia; Lagomorpha; Ochotonidae
Gene: ATXN7
Product: ataxin 7
Exons: 12
Coding region: 2572-5220 (882 amino acids)
Source: RefSeq, a predicted model, not a curated record